Pteropus alecto (black flying fox) is the source of this 4608-nucleotide messenger RNA. RefSeq names its product Fanconi anemia complementation group A (gene FANCA). NCBI's taxonomy places the organism in Eukaryota, Metazoa, Chordata, Mammalia, Chiroptera, Pteropodidae. The record is from RefSeq and is a predicted model, not a curated record. Gene Ontology annotation, biological process: interstrand cross-link repair; regulation of regulatory T cell differentiation. The transcript is spliced from 44 exons. Gene Ontology annotation, cellular component: Fanconi anaemia nuclear complex. Bases 49 to 4497 code for a protein of 1482 amino acids.
AGCGCGGGCCGGUCGCUGGAGCCGCCAGUGGGGCGCAGCGGGCUUGUCAUGUCGGUUUCCAGAGCGCCGGGCGCCGCCACACACCAGCGGCCCGGGGACCGGAGGAGGACGUUGCCCGAACUGCUAGCCGGAAGGGCCAGGAAGAUGAAGUUGGAUCCCGAGAGGGAACAGAAGUUGAGAGACUCAGCAGUGCGCCUCUUGAGACGCCAGCUAAACCUGAGCCACCUUUUGCUUGAGGUGGAAGGUCCGCCACAUAAAAAGUUGAGUCUCAGCCAGUUGAUUGAUCGUGACAGUCCUAAGGCCCACACGGGUCUUUCUAGUUCACUCAUAGGCUCUGCUCUGCGGGAUCAAGCCUCGCAGCUGGGGGUUCCAGUAGCAGUCCUGUCCAGCCAGGUGGUUGCCUCGAGCAUUGUGCAGAUCUGUGAGGCAGGCACUGAGCCCUCCCAUGGCGUGCUGUUGGACUUGGAGCAAAGAAAGAAACUGUCUUCCCUGUUAGAGAUCACUCAGUAUUUAUUAGCACACAGUAUGUUCUCCCGUCUCUCCUUCUGUCAAGAAAUGUGGAAAGUACAGAAUUCUUUGUUGCUUGAAGCUGUGUGGCAUCUUCAUAAACAAAACGUUGUGAGCCUCCCAGAGCUGCUGGAAAGCCACGCCGACAUGCAGGCUGUGGUGGCAUGGCUCUUCAGGAACCUGCAUGGUCUGUGUGAGCAGAGCGAGCAGAUGGACACGUCCUGUCCCCAGGCCGACAUCGCCAGGGCUGUGCUUUCCGAUUUUGUGCAACUGUUGGUCUUGAAGGGAUUUCAGACAAACUCGGGUCUGAGAGGAGAGGCGGAGCCUGAACGUACGCCCCAGGUCGCCGUGGCCGUGCUUCAGAGAAUGCUGGCUUCUGCACUCGAGGCCUUGGCCGCUGGCGUGCAGGAGGAGUCCUCGGCGCACAGGGCAGCGAGGUGCUGGUUUAGCGUGCUCAGUGGACACACCUGCAGUAUGAUUUCAACAGAUUCUCCAAAGAGCUUUUUCAGGCACACCCUUACUCAGAUCUUCACCCACAAGCCUGUGCUGAAAGUCUCUGACGCUAUUCAAAUGCAGAGAGAGUGGAGCUUUGCGAGGACCCACCCUCUGCUCACCAGCCUAUACCGCAGGCUCUUCGUGGUAGUGAGUCCAGAAGAGCUGGUUGGCCAUGUACAAGAAGUUCUGGAAACACACGAGGUGAACUGGCAGCACGUGCUGUCCUGUGUGUCUGCCCUGGUGAUCUGCUUCCCGGAAGCACGGCAGCUGGUUACCGACUGGGUGGCCCGUUGGCUGGCCCGUGCGUUCGAGAACUUCGACCUGGACAGCAUGGUCACCGUGUUCCUGCUUGUGCGUCAGGCCGCACUGGAGGGCCCUUCCUUGUUCCUGUCUUACGCAGACUGGUUCCAGGCCUCCUUCGGAAGCGCACGGGGCCUGCACGGCUGCAGCAAGAAGGCGCUGGUCUUCCUCUUCAAGUUCCUGUCUGACCUCGUGCCCUUCGAGGCCCCGCACUACUUGCAGGUGCACAUUCUCCACCCACCACUCGUCCCCAGCAAGUACCGCUUCCUCCUCACGGACUAUGUGUCACUGGCCAGGACACGGCUGGCUGACCUGAAGGUUUCUAUAGAAAACAUGGGGCUCUACGAGGAUUUGUCUUCCCCAGGGGACAUCGCGGAGCCCCACAGCCAGGCGUCCCAGGACGUCGAGAAGGCCAUCGCGGUGUUUGAACACACAGGGAGAAUUCCCGCUGCCGUCAUGGAAGCCAGCAUAUUCAGGAGGCCCUACUACGUGUCUCAUUUCCUCCCCGCCCUGCUCACACCUCGCAUGCUCCCGAGAGUCCCCGACGGCCGGGCAGCCUUCGUCGAGGCCCUGAAGAGAGCAGAUAAAAUUCCCCCAUCUCUGUACGCCACCUACCGCCAAGCCUGCUCUGCGGCUGAAGAGAAGCCAGCAGGUCCGGGAAUGAAGGCGGACCCCAGCUGUGCGGAAGGACCGCUGGGACCGCUCACGGCCGCCCUGCAGGAGCUCAGAGCUGCCAUGACGGACCCCGCCCAGUAUGACGCAAUAUCUGCCCGAGUCGCGGUGAUUUCCCAGAGACUCAGCUCUGCCUUGGGCCUCAGCGAGGACGACAGCAGCUCUGAGGUCGCAAAGGUCCAGCUCAGUGUCCUUGUGCCAAAACUGGAGCAGCGGGAACAGAAGGUCGUGGAUCUCCUGCUGACAUCUUUUUGUCAGAACCUAAUGGCAGCCUCCAGCUUUGCCCCACCAGACAGGCAGGGCUCCUGGGCCGCCCGCUUUGUGACGGCCACGUGUGGACACAGGCUGCUCCCCGCCGUGCUCACCAGGCUCUGCCAGCUGCUCCACCACCAGGGCCCGAGCCUCAGUGCCUCGCACGUGCUGGGGCUGGCCGCCCUGGCCGUCCACCUCAGCAAGGCCGGGCCUGCGUUCUCGGAUGUGCAUGUGAGCCCUCCUGCCCCUGCCAGGGGCUUGUCCAUCCCCGACUUCUUCAGCAGCCUCCUGACCUGCGGGACCAAGGAGUCCACCCUCUUUUGCCUUAGAUUUUGUACGGCGGCAAUUUCUUACUCUUUGUGUAAGUUUCCAUCUCAGUCACACGACACUUGGUACAGCUGUUUAUCGCCAGGCCUUAUAAAAAAGGAGCAGCCUCAUCUGCCUGCUCGGGCCGAACGCUGCCUUUCCUCUGUUCUCUGUGUUCAAAUGAGGGGUGUAAGACAACAACUACAGUUUCAGUUCACCGUGCUCAGAUUGUUCUCAGAAGCCCGAGACCCCCUCUCCUGGGGCGACGCAGCCAGCCCUCCCUGGAGGUCCUUGUACCCGCCCCCUGCAGACUGGCAGCAAGCUGCCCUCCGUCUCUGGAGACACAGAACCUUCCAGGAGCUGCUGAAGGAGAAAGGAUUUCAUUUAACUUACAGAGACUGGUUACAACUGGAACUAGAAAUUCGUCCUGACAUGGAUUCUCUUUCAGAUAUGGACAGGCGGCAUUUCCACCAUUGGGCCAUCCACGAGCGUUUCCUGCCCGAGCCAUCUGCUGCAGGCGGCUGCGACGGCGACCUCGAAACAGCAUGCACCGUGCUUGUCGACACGCUGCUGGACUUCUGCCACAGUUCACAGAGUCGCGAGCACUCGGAGGAUUCUGGUUUGGUUCUCGGGGGCUGCACGUGGAAUCGGGAUGUUCUCUCCAGGCUGCAGGAGAUGGUGGUCGACCUGGAGCAGGGCCCAGCGGCACCCCAUGGCCCUUCCCCCGCUGGGGGGCACUUCCUUUUCAGGAUCUUCCGCAGACGGCUCCAGGCUCUGGCAAGCGGGUGGGAUGUGGCCUCCCGUCUUCAGAGACAGCGGGAGCUACUCAUGUACAGACGGAUCCUGCUUGGCCUGCCCCCGUCUGUUCUUGUCAGUAGCCCCCGGGCAGAGCAGCCAGCUGCCCCCAACUGUGACGAGUUCUUCCACUUGGUCAACUCUGAGCUGAGAAACCUGUGUUUGCACGGAGGCACCCUGACCCACGCGGUCAUCGUCCACUUCUUCCGGGGACUGCUCAACGCCUGCUUACGAUGCAGAGACCCCUCCCUGGCGGCCAACCUGGCCCUGACCUUGUGCCAGACCGAGUGCCCCUUGGUUCUGACCUCCGCCCUGCUGUGGUGGCCACGCCUGGAACGCGAGCUCCGCUGUCGCUGGAGGUGCGUCCCGGGCCCCCUGCCCCGAGAGCUGCAGAGGCUGCACGAGGCCCAGCGGUUCGCCCAGAGCUUCCUCUCCCCUGACGCAGCAUCUCCAGCAUCCCCCGCACCACGCCCGGCCUGGGUCUCUGCUGCCGCGCUGUACUUCGCAAUUCAACGAGCCGGGGAAGCAAACCGGAUCGGCCUGGAGAAGCUGGUCUGCCAGGGGGAGGAGCUGUUGGUUUUCCUGUUCUUCUUUUCCUUGAUGGGCCUGGUGUCGUCACAUCUGACCCCACACGCUGUCGACUUCCUGAAGGCUGUGGGCGUGUGCGCCGAGAUCCUGGGGUGUCUGCAGGAGAGGAACGUACCCUGGUUGCAGCUCUUCCAGUUGACCAAGACAGAUGCCGGCCUGGGGCGCGUCCUCCUCCGCCUGGCCCCCGACCAGCACGUCAGGAUGCUGCCACUCGCCUUCUACAGCCUCCUCCCGUACUUUGACGGAGAUGCCCCCGUCCGGGAGGACACCUUCCUGUACGUUGCUGUGGACAUGUACCUGAAGCUGCUGGCCCUCUUUGUGGCCGGGGAGACAAGUGCAGCCUCCACUCUGGCCGCCAGGAGCCAGGAGCUCCAGGGCCAGGAUGACCCUGUGGGCCUAGUGACAAAAGCCCGUCUUUUCCUGCUGCAGUCAAUACCUCGGUGUCCGAGAAGGAGCUUUUCAAACAUGGCAGAGCUGUUGGCCACUCAUGGAGACUGUGACCCAGAACUGAAAGCUGCCCUCCUGAGCAGAUGGCAGGCCACGCCCGACACCGGACUCUCCCAGGAGCCCCGUCUCUUCUGAGUGGACCCUGCGCAGGGCACAACCAGCUCCUUUGUAAAUAAUUUAUUACGCGUACAACGUGCAGCUCUUGUUGCACUAAAGAAUGGAUUACAAAUGUCCUCGAUUGCUUUA